Messenger RNA from Panicum hallii, 1356 nucleotides. RefSeq names its product thymidylate kinase. The coding region runs from base 270 to 1052 and encodes 260 amino acids. Gene Ontology annotation, molecular function: dTMP kinase activity; ATP binding. Lineage: Eukaryota; Viridiplantae; Streptophyta; Magnoliopsida; Poales; Poaceae. Gene Ontology annotation, biological process: dTTP biosynthetic process; dUDP biosynthetic process; dTDP biosynthetic process. The record is from RefSeq and is a predicted model, not a curated record. The transcript has 6 exons. Gene Ontology annotation, cellular component: cytoplasm; mitochondrion; nucleus.
ACCUCAACCCCCCCCCCCCCCCCCCCCCCCCGCCGCCGCCGCCACCAAGGGCUCCAGCCCUGCGCCGCCGACCUCAGAGCAGCACAGCCUUAACGCCCCCGCUCGCUGCUCAGGCGGAAGAUCUUUCGCCGGGGAUCUGAUCUCCGGAGCUCUCCCCUCACUCCGUCGUCCCGCAGCUCCCGUUCCCCCACUGCGCCGCCUGUCCCCUCCCACGCCUCCUCGUCUCUGCUUAGCUUUGAUUCUACGAAAAUCGGCACACUCAGUUGUGCAUGACUACAUUGGUUCGUCUCGCCGGAAGAGCAGCUUCCUGGAGCAGUGCCUGCAAUCUUUGUUGCAGGAGUGACAAAUCGGCGCCGCCCUGUGGUCUCGGCUUGUUUGCACAGCGUGGGAGGGCGUUUCAGGGCGUGAGAAUGGCGAAUGCUGGCAGCAACAGUGGGCGUGGCGCUCUGAUUGUACUGGAAGGGUUGGACCGGAGUGGCAAAUCAUCACAAUGUGCUCGGCUGCUGUCCUAUCUGGAAGGCCAAGGUUGCCGUGCUGAAGGGUGGCGGUUCCCGGAUAGGGGCACCAGUGUCGGGCAGAUGAUCUCUGCCUACCUGGCAAAUGAGUCGCAGCUUGAUGACAGAACGGUUCAUUUGCUCUUCAGCGCGAACCGCUGGGAGAAAAGAGCUUUGAUGGAAAGCAAGCUACUUGGUGGAACUACUCUCAUCGUAGACCGUUAUUCUUAUUCCGGUGUGGCUUUCUCAGCUGCUAAAGGGCUUGACAUUGAAUGGUGCAAGGCUCCAGAUGUUGGACUUAUAGCUCCAGAUCUUGUAAUUUAUCUGGAUGUACAACCAGAGAAAGCGGCUGAAAGAGGGGGCUAUGGUGGCGAGCGAUAUGAAAAGAUUGAAUUCCAAAAGAGAGUUGCAGAGCAUUAUCAUUCACUCCAUGAUUCGACAUGGAAGAUUGUUGAUGGUUCCCUUUCCAUGGAGACCGUGGAAGAACAGCUGAGAGAACUGGCUACGAACUGCAUUCAGGAGUCUCAAGGGAAGCCACUUACCAAUCUGACUUGGUGAAGCGCCACCAUCCCGUGAAGAAACACAGUUCAGCACAGGCUGAUACAUCCGCGUCUUUAUGUGAUCCACCGUUGCUGGUGAUGAGAAAUUAGGCAUCUGGCAGAGCUUUCAUUUGCCAUUCACUGCAUCACUGUCCCGUGCGGAAUAGACAUUUCCACAUUUGAUUGGUGUUUUCAGAUAACAUUCUUCUCUACGUUAUUUCUCAGAAAGUUUAUCUGAUGGCGUUCAUUCGGGUUGUGUUGUACUAAUGCAGAACGUGAGGAUACGAAACACUUACUUAAACACUUCUCAGAUUUCAUGGCUA